Messenger RNA from Cloeon dipterum, 9330 nucleotides. It is a transcript of the gene kmr, whose product is annotated as kramer. The transcript is spliced from 23 exons. Lineage: Eukaryota; Metazoa; Arthropoda; Insecta; Ephemeroptera; Baetidae. Bases 26 to 8608 code for a protein of 2860 amino acids. The record is from RefSeq and is a predicted model, not a curated record.
GCAGUCGUCGUCGUUCAGUUCAGUCAUGCUGGUGAUGCGCUGGGGGUCGAGCCGCAGACGCUCGGCGGCGGCGUCGCGCAGGAGCUCCUCGCUGGACAUGCGGGACUCGCUGCUGCAGCAGCCGCCGCGCCCCGAGAAAAAGUGUCCGAGCUGGAACUGCCUCAAGUGCACCUCCAGCGCCGACAUGCCGUCCGAAAGGGUCUACCUGCCCCUGUGGGAACUGUCCAGCACGCCCAGGGAGAAGCGCCGCAUGGGCUACGACGUCAUCAGGCCGGCCACCACGCAAAAGACGGCCAGCGCUCGAGAAUUUCUGCCGGCCGGUGUGGCGACCUCAACUCCGCUGAGGCCAAAGUCGUUCGCGGCACCAACAGACAGUGAGACUUGGCUCGACCCUCCCGUGGGCCAGACACCGCACCACACAGCAUUCGCCAUGGACGUCAUGAAGCACGGCAGGAGACGCAGCAAGGACAACGGCGGCAACGGCAGCAGACAGACGCAGCUGCGUUCGCCCAUGGUCCAGCGGCCAUCGGCCGCCAAGGUCACCCUUCAGGGGUGGCUCUACAAGCAGGGUAGCGAGGGACUGAUGCUGUGGAAGCGCCGCUGGUUCGUGCUUUCCGAGUACUGCCUUUUCUACUACAAAGGACCGGAGGAAGAAAAAUUGCUGGGUUCAAUUUUACUGCCCUCGUACAAAAUUAGUCCGUGCGCGCCGGACGACCGCGUCUUCCGCAAGUUCUCCUUCAAAGCCGAGCACCACAACAUGCGGACGUACUUCUUCGCCGCCGACUCGCGCGAGCAGAUGGUCCGCUGGAUGAACGCCAUGAGCUUAGCAUCUAUUCUGCAAACCGCUCCGGUGCCCUCAUGGGAGGAACCAGCAUCGUCAAGCAGGCCGAGCGUGUCGUCGGUGUCGCAGAGCGCCGACGACAGCGACUCGGGCUUCCACGGCUACCGGUCGCCGCGGGCCGCCACCACCCCUCGGCAGGGCGGCGACGGCGCCAGCGCCAAGGACACCGUGGAGACCAACGGCUGGGGGCCGCAGCCGCUGUACGCCAACGCGCCACCCAAGCCCAAGAGACUGCCGCAGGGUGACUCGCCCGAGCCCAGCCCUGAGAGGCCGGCGCACCCUCAGCAACAGCAAACACCGCGCGGCGGAAUCUACGGCGUCUCGCCCAGGCAGCACCCUGAAAACCGGACGCCUGAUCCAUACGGCCGGCCAAUUGAUUACGAGGACGUGUACGGACGCAAAGGCGCUUGGCCACCACCUCCUCCUCAGGCGUACAUGAACGAGCCGCCGGCCAAGCUGGACAACUUCAGGACGUCACCGCAGGAGAACAACAAUUACUCCAAGCCCCCGCCGGACGUGACCAAGACCUACGUGAAACCGACAGGGCCCCUGCGCAACCAGGAGGCGCCCACCAAGCAACCCCCGCCCGCCACCCUGCCCAAGCAGCUCUUUAGAAUGGGCAGCCCGGCGCCCACACCGGCGGUGAAGCCCAGGCCCAAGCCCCCGGCGGGCCAUCCACCGCGGCCGCACAGCGCUGACUUUUUGGAGGUGGACGUCCGGGAGACGCCGCCGAGCGCGGUGCAGCGGAGGGAGAGAAACGGACCCCAAGGGGAGAGACCAAAGUCCAGCAUCGACGUCCACAAUGACGACUAUUGGUCUGAAGAAAGCUACGCACGGAAAAUGCGCCAGUCACUUUACAUGCACGCUCAGACCCAGUCGGGCAGGGCGACCCCCCUGCAGAAGCACAUCAUCGACAACAGGGCAAAGCCUCCAAGUCACAGCAGGUCGCCGGCUCAAUCAGAAGGUCAACCUGCUGAAGAGCAGCCCAGUUCAAUCAGGAGGCACAAAGAACAGGUGGAUAGGCACAGCAAUCAAUUUAUGAGAAGCGCCAGUGCCAGACUGCCGAGGCACAAGUCUCGGGCAGAGGCGCAUGAACAAGCAGAUGCGCCAGGCAGCGAAAAGAAAAUUCAACAACGAGAAGAGUCAAUGCAGCGACUGCUGGAAUGGAAACAGCGGAUGCUGCAGUCGCCGCUGACGCGCAAGUCAUCUCCGCGGCCGCACGACAACUCGAUGCCCCACUCGCCCCUGUCGCACCUUCUGCUGAGGACCCCUGACGCUCCUGCUACCCCUGGCAGCGACGCCGGUUCAGUGACCUUCAGACCGAGGCGGCAGCCGACCAGGGGGCCCAACUCGUCGAGCUCGAGUCGCAGUCGGAGCCAAGACCCUGGUCGGCGCUCUGCGCCUCCCAUCCACAGGCGCAACUCGUAUUCUUCGGACGACGAGGAUAUCCAGCGGGAGGCCCGCAGUAACCGGCGCCCGAGAAAGUCGGCGACCGCGUCCAGCCAGCAGGCAGGCAGAGCCUCCGACCAAGUGGACACAGAAAGACGAAGGGUGCACAACCCUUCGUCAGGUAGUGCCGUCGUGCUUCCCUCCUCCCCCGACUACGUGAAUAUUAACGCGUUUGGCGAGAAAAAGCAGCACCGCAUUCCGCCCGAUAUGCCCUACUCGCACGACUCGCACGGCUUCAGGAAGAGCGGCGACACCCUCACCAGAUACGGACCUCGUCAACCCUCCCCGAAGCCGGAACCACCCCCGGCCGUCCCUUUGCACAUGCACCCCGCCAUCGGCAAAACCACGCCGACCAUCCAGCGGCUCGCACCUUCCGAGGACCGAAAUGGAAAGCACUCGGACAGCGGCUACGACUCCCUCAGGAUGCAGAGCGCGGCGGCCGAGAUCAAAAGAACGUCGCCGCCGAAAACCGGAGUCCUCAGCCAGCCGACCGACGAGUCGCAAUUGAUUAAAGAGUUCUCCUACCAGUACAUCCACAGCAACGUGCAAGAUCUGCCGUCUCCUCCCAGCACGAAAAGUAGCCCUGAGGAAAGGUCCGCGAGCAGGGUCAAGUUCCAAACUCAGGAGAUGCCCUCCAGGUACGAGACGAGUGAGCAACUGAACAAAUUCUCCUCGCCUGACGCAAAUGACGAUGAGGAUAUGUCGAGUUUGAUAAAAGCCAGGCAGAUCAAUCUCAGGAGUUUUGCGCUGGGCGAGCCCUCCUCCGAGGAGAGCACUCCGCGGAAGCCUCUGCCGGCCAAGAAAAACGCACAGAGUGGCGGAAACAACAAGUCAGUGCGCGACCUCCUGGCCGACUUCGAACGCAAGUCGGCUGCCCUGGCGAAAGAGCAGGAAAAUAUCAACGCCAAGGAGGCCAGGCGAUGCGUCUUCAGCGACACCGAAACGCUUCUCUACGACACGUCGAGCGACGCUGAAAUUAACUACGUCCACGAGAGCAAGUUGAGGAAAAAUGCGACGGACAUGAAGCAGCAGCGGCGGUGCGUGUCGCGCGCCGGAGAGCGCAGCGACGACGACGACGAGGAAAUCGCUGCCGCGCUUGGAAUUAAGGAAAGUUUCAUCAGCUCGGGCAGAGAACUGCACGCGAAACGAAAAGAGCUGCAAAAUAAGAAAAGGAAGCAGCCAGCUAAAAAGCUGCAAGUGGAGGACUUGCACCCAUCUGGAUACAUACGUCUCAGUCUCGCGGAGUCGAUGGUGGCCCACGAGGACAGCGCGUCUUCCAGAAGCUCGCCGAGUCCCAAUCCGCGCGUCCCGGAUAGAAUAAAAUCACCAGAAAUCGCCUUGGCUUUGGCUGCGGCUGAGGAUCAUUACUUACCGAUGACUCCGUCCAAAAAGUCGAUUCUCGAGCCGGUGAACACCCCUGCUAUGCAGUUGGAAGAGUGCUCCUACGUUGAAAUGGGUGACGGUGGCAGCGUGCAAACGCUAACAAACGUUUUCGAGCAGUCGACCGACAAGCGAAUGUUUGAAAUUCAGCAGAGCUCUGCCAACGACGAGGAAUCGCAUUACGAGUUCCUCUACAAGGCCUCCACCAAUUACGAGCCAGUGUACAUGGAGGUGUCUUCGAUCGAUCCAUUGAAGCCCCUGAGCCUCUCCUUGCCGAAGAUGGACAGCUUGCCCAUAGAGCACAGCAAAACAUCGAGCACCUCCUCGAGCAGCAGGACCGUGGUCUACAACGAAAGCGCCAGCGACUCCCUCCGCGCCCUCCCGGACAUCCUCAACUCGACGUCCAGCCAAAAGGACAAGUCGGACAGUGAUGACGCGGACGACGAGGCUUCCAAGGACUUGGAGACCUUGGACACACCCCACCACCCUAGAUUUAGCUUGUCCGACACGUUCCGUCCAGCUUCCUACUACCUCGGCGUUGGAGGCCGUGGUAACGAUCCCCAAGACUCGUCAGACAGUGAUUUAGUGUCUCCCCCUCCCAUCCCUGCAACCUUGCCCCCUCUGGACGAUGACGACGAAGACUUCUCGCUCGACCUGAGUAGACAAGAGGUGCGCAAGUGGUCGGACGAGGCGUCGUUUCGACUCCGCUCGGCUCCCAGCAGGACCUCGAUGGACGGCGGCGAAGCGGACAGACUGAAAAGGAGACCCGUGUCCGAGGAACUGCUGGACAGUUUCGAGGAGAGCUCCUUCCUGACCGACUACACCAAAUACGGCAUCUCUGAAAGCGCCUAUCACAAGGAGAUAAUUGCUCAAGAGGAAAACAUGUACGCCACCAACAAGCCAGUGCCAAAAGACGUCAAGUCGGACUUGCUCUUCAGGGAGAGAUUCCCGCCUCCGGUGCAGCAAGCCAGCGCGUCUGCGGCCGAGCCUGAAAAUCAAACGCCUCCCAGGGGUCAAGGCGAGGCAUCGCCGGGCAAGAACGAGGCGAUCGGCGGAGCGCCGUAUUACUACUCGGACCUGCUCAAGGCGAUGGACGAAGAGACCAACUCGAUGUACGACAGGUUCCAGCAGCACGCCAUGAACCAGCUGCGCACCAGCUCGAGGCUAAACAACCAAAGAAGUGACGGCGUGGACGGCAAGCGACUCAGCGACAUCGGUCGCCACGUCAAUCCCAUCCCCCUGAUGCUCAACGGCCUUCUGGAUCUGAACGACCCCAACCUGAUCGCCGAGGAAAUUAGAAACACCACCGCAGGCCUCGUCUCGAAAAGUGUCCCCGUGGACGAGAGGAACAUUUACGAGUCGGACACCCUGCGGAAGAUGGCGCAGAAGCGGCACCUGCAGAGACGCAGGUCGAAGACGCCCGACCCCGACAUUGCCACGAGAAAUCUGUACCCGGUCGGUCUGCGCGACAAGUCCGAGUCCUCGUUCGAGGCACGGCGGCGCAGCAGGUCGCUGGAGGGCCUGGUGGACGCGGAGGAAAGCACGCAACCCCCUCCAGAGGCGCAAAACGAGGGCGCCGAUCCGUGGGAGGAAGACACCCUGUGGAGGGAGUCCCUGCGCAGGGUGAGCAGGGUUAGACACACCAGGUCGCUCGACGACCUGGACGAGAGCGAUCCUCCAGCAACGCCCGCCCCCGCUCCGUCCGGUCGGAGGAGCGUGGACCACCUGGCCGCAGGAGGCAGCCAGACGCGCUCUGCCAAGGUGACCAGGGACGUGACCUACGUGAACGACGCGGCGGUGCGGCCCCGCAUGAUCCGCUCCAAGGAACUGUACGAGAACGACUACCGCGAGGGGAGCAGGCGGAGCAGCUCGAGGCAGAACCAGACACCCGACGAGGACUCGGGCGUCUACGAACGCCUGCUGCCCACCGAGAGCAUGGAGCGCAACCGGCGCGGCCAGACCUUCGUGGACAGGUACGAGUUCGACGUGGACAGCGAAAUGUUCAGACAACCGACGCAGAACGGCAGCCAACAGCCGCAUUUUUUAGAGGAAAGCCUUCCUCCCUCUUUCGAGAUCGACCGCGAGAAGCUGCGCCAGUGGGACCUUCUGUCGAGCGCCCCUCUGGAGGACGGUGCCAAGCCACCGUCACCAGCUCCGGCGCGAGUUCGUCCGGCAGAGGAGGACCCUGCCGAGCCCAGCAGUGGGCCGCAGAAUCCGCAGUCCACCAGACAGGGGGGAGGGAGGCAACCUACGGCACUUACCAAACAGCCAAUUUUCAAAAGCAAAGUCCAGAGCAACCAGCAGUCAUUAGGAGGCUCAGGUUCGGGGUCGAUUCAGGAAAGCAUUCCAGCAGUUCGCAGCCACCAGCGGCAGCAGCAGCGGCCGAUGACCGUGCAGCCAACAGCCUUCACGAACCUGGAGGACCCCGUCAGCGCAAGUCACGCCGCGUUUAGGGCUGGGGCGAGGCUCUGCAGCCGCGGGGCCUCGCCCAAGGUCCCAUCGGCUGCCAGUUCGCCCCUCCCACAAGGGCUGCUCGGCCCUGACGAGGGCGUCACCAUCUCAGACACGGAACAGGCUCGCAGAUCGUUGGUUAAAGCUGGCAUGUCGCCGCUGAGCAGAAAAAUGACGGCCGGCGCGUUGCUUGGUCGCACGCACGAAGAGCUGGUGCUGCUGCUGAUCCAACUGAGGAGGGAAAGCUCCUCUUUGAGUCGGGUGGCUGAGUUGUGUCAAGCCGAAAUCCUCAGUCAGGCACGUCUGGCCGAGCUCGACGCGGCGCGCAAGGCGGAACACUUGAGGCGCCUCGAGGACCUCAAGAGGCACUUGCAGGAGAUUGAGAAACAACAUGAGAAGGGUAAGCCGCUGGUGACCCUGGUGGACAACAUGGUCAAGCUGGGCUCCAUGUACCGCGGCUCGUCCAUCAGCUCGCUGCCAAGAAGCGCUGCCAUCACGCCACCGCCGAUGCAGAGGUUCGACUUCAACAUGUACGAGCAGCGCAUCAUGGAGUGGAACAGGCUCAGUCCACCUGAGCAUGCCGAACUCCAGAUGAAAAUGCAGCAGUUGUAUCACCUUGAGCGGCAGUUGCAAGAGCAGGCGCUGAUCCUCCAGAACCUGCAGCAAGACAAAACCCUUCUGCAAAGAGCCAUGGGGGGUCUACGCCACAAACUAGCAACAUGCACCGUCGCCGAAGGUGAACUGUAUCACCAGCAGAAGCGGCUCAUGGAAACGGAAUUCAACAGGGUCAGACACCUUUUGGCCAUGCACUCCAAGAAAAUGGAGGACAUCGUCGUGGAGAACGCCAGGGUAGAACACGACAUCAUGAUGCUGCGGCAGAAGGCGGAAAACCAGAGGAUGAUGAGCAGGUCCGCCACGCCAACGAUGAUGGUCCAAGGCUCAACGGCUGUUGACUUGGAACUGGAGCUACGCAGGGUGCAGAAUCUGGUCGGUGACCUCCAGAGACAACGGCAUGACCUCAGCCUUCAGGUAAGGCAACUGACAGAAAAACGGCACAGCCUGACGCAAACGCCAGAGCUGAGGGGCAAAAUGCAUCCAGCAAGCUCGCCAGCGCACUCGCCGGCCUCGUUGCCGUCCACCCCCAGGACGCGGAGGCCGUCCUCCACGUGGUUGGAGACGGACCUCGACUCGAUGCACUCGAUAGACAGGGCGGUCGCGUCGCCAAUGUCACCACUCUACGUCAAUACGGAGAUCCUCGACUAUUCUAUGAACGGAAAGGAGCCCCUCACCCCCGACGACCUCUCUCCGCCUCCGCCCCCUGCCCCGGAAGACCCGUCCUUGUACAAUGGCUCAGCCACCACUUACUACGAGCCGCAGGACAUCAGCGAGGCUGACGACCGCAUGAAGAGGUUUUAUGGCAUCAUUCCCAAGACAGAAAAGGCUGAGAUCAAAACAGUGAGAAUCGUGAAGCGCGAGUCUGAACGGCGCAACAGGGUGAAGCAGCGGCCGAGCAUGGAGAUGGACCUGUCGAUGGGCCGCGUGAGCGAGGAGGACCACCCGCCGCCGCCCACCGCACUCGAGUUGUCGCUGCUGAUGGAGCUGCAGGCCCAGCAAGAGCAGCAACAACAGCAGCCAGUUGACCCGCACGUGUUCCAGCGUUCGCUUUCGCUGCCCCGCGGCUUUGGCAAGCAGCCUCCGCCGCCCCCGUCCAGGGCCCUCUCCCCGCGCAGCGACAUCGUCACCCUGCGAGCGCACAGGACGCUGAGCCCGCAAGGCGAGCGGCCGCUGUCGGCACACGCGCAGCUGUUCGGCGGCGCCGCCGAGGAGAGCCCGCGGCUGCUGGACGAGGGCGUGUUCGAGGGCAGCUCCAGCUCUGGCCCCGUGUCCCCCGUGUACCAGAGCGAGGCGGCCAGGGCCAUCGUGCAGGAAAUGACCCGGCGGCGGACGGUGCCCAAAACCAAGCGACGGCACCACACGGUGACCGGCGGCCAGCAGAGCAAGGCCGAUUCCAACAUGGGCUCAGGUGCUAGGGCGCGUGACGACCUGGACAUGGAACGCGCCCUGAGGCGCAGGGUAGCCGGCGCGCCAGACGUGGUGCGUUCCACCCUGAGCCAGCGGGAACUCAAGUACAACGAAACCACCAUCGACAGCAUCCUCGGCACCCCCAACAAAAUCGUGAUCCCGGAGAGAUACGUACCAGAAAAGGAGCCAGAAAUGUCCGCUGAGGAACAGCUGCAGCGGCUGCGCAAGGCAGAGUCCAUCAGGAAGAUGCUGUCGGAAACAACUCCUCUUACCUCAGAAAGUCAAGCGCAAUCUCCAACUAACGAAGGCAGCGGAGAGGAAGUCAACUCGACCAUGAAGCUCAAGCUGGCCGCGGAAAAGAAGCAGCGGGAACACAUUCUGCAGCUGAACCAACUGUUGGCGCAGCAAGUGAAGGAGAAAAGCAAAAUGGUCGCAGGCUCCUCUCAGGGCAACGGCAGGAUGUGAGAAGCCGCCGCCGCCGACCCUUCCUCCGCAGCUCGAGCCUUGGAAAUCGCGCCGUUCAAGGACGCGAGCACCGAGGACGACGACUCGUCGCCGAUUUCGGAGCUGCCGCUCAUCCAGCAGAGGGACAACUUUUUCUCCUGAGUUCCGAACAAACCACCAUCAAGGGCUACUAAAACGGAUGAUUCGUUCAUCAAAGUGCCUGCUCGUGCCAUUCAUUAUCAGUUUAGUAGACAGACGGACAAACAAUCAUAUAUACAAACACACACGCAGUAGUUGCUCACUUGAAAACGCACAACUAAAAGACGUCAAUUAAAAAAUAUGUUUUUUGUUGACAUGCUAUGUAUUUAAAUAAAGCAGAGAGUUGAUGAGAUGGUAUAAAACGUAUAUGUACGAAUAAAGAUAGGCCAUAAAUUAUUAAUUGAUCAAAAAGCGUGCCUGCCUGCGCGGGAUCUACUAUCGUUUUCAUUGUAUUAAUUUUAAAAGCUCGUAAAAACUGUUGUUAUACAAAAACACACACACUCAAGAAAUCGAUGCAUGUGUAUUUAUAAAUCUUAAACUGUUCUACCAAUGUAUUGUGAAAUAAAGAAGUGAUCAUGUGAAAAAAUAUUACGGGGAGGUUGUAAAUAGACUAUAAUUCAAUGUUUGGGGCAAUAUAAAAGAGCUGAAGUAAAAAAUGUGAAAAUAUAGAUGGAAAUAAAAGCAACAUGCCUCGUUUUUUCUAA